CAUCUGUUUAAAAUCGGUUCAGCUGAAUAGUUCCGACCUGUGAACUAAUAACUUCAGUCCUUAGCUCAAUCCCUUUCUGGAAUGAUGAUGAACAAUGUUCUUGUGGGACUUUUUCUUGGACUUCUGGCUGUUGUCCAGAUGACACCAGUUCCUUCUGUGACCGAGAUCCCGGCCAAAGCUGAGGACGACGUUCUCCGAGAGGCGGUGACCGACGGCUUCCUCGUCAACUUCUUCACGACUGAAUCGCCCAAAACGAUCGCCACCGCGUCCCAGCAGCCGCCCUCUGACCCCAAAGAGGCAGUGACCGAGGUGCCCACUGAGGAGCCCAGCGAGGAGCCCACCGAGGAGCCCAGCGAGGAGCCCACCGAGGAGCCCAGUGAGGUGCUCAGCGAGGAGCCCACCGAGGAGCCCAGCGAGGAGUCAAGUGAGGAGCUCAGCAAGGAGCCCACCGAGGAGCCCAGUGAGGAGCCCAGUGAGGUGCUCAGUGAGGUGCUCAGUGAGGAGCUCAGCGAGGAGCCCAGCGAGGAGCCCAGUGAGGUGCUCAGCGAGGAGCCCAGCGAGGAGCCCAGUGAGGUGCUCAGUGAGGUGCUCAGUGAGGUGCUCAGUGAGGAGCCCAGUGAGGUGCUCAGUGAGGAGCCCAGUGAGGUGCUCAGCGAGGAGCCCAGCGAGGAGCCCAGUGAGGUGCUCAGUGAGGUGCUCAGUGAGGUGCUCAGUGAGGAGCCCAGUGAGGUGCUCAGUGAGGAGCCCAGUGAGGUGCUCAGUGAGGAGCUCAGCGAGGAGCCCAACGAGGAGCCCAGCGAGGAGUCCACAACUGCCGUGUUCAUCCAGCAUGGCGGUGACCACAAUACAACCACAACAGACCCAUCUACCACUCACAGCUCUCCAUCUGGCUCUACGCCCUCAUCAGUGCCAAAUGACGCCAAACCGUCAACCACCACCCACACCGCGGCCGCCCAGACCACUGACCCCGCUGUCUCCAGCUUCCUGAGCACUCUCAGUUUAGACUAUGGGUCUGGAUACGGAGUGGAUUAUGAGGAUUUCACCAUGAGCUCCAGCACGACCCCUGUGUCCGACACAGACAGUAGCACUGCAGCAUCGACCUCCGAGGCUGCUUUCAUCCAUCUGUUUGAGGACAGUGAAGGAUCCGGGUCAGGAUUGACAGCAGAAACCAGCAUCGCACCAUCGACUUCCACGGCUAUUCUCCUCCCAUCCACAACUCCCGGACCCGAGGUUUCUUCAACCUCAUCAGCCACCAAAGAAAAAGCAAUGAAUGAAACCAGUUUGUCUGAUAAUUCAAUCAUAAAAUCAGGUCGUAAACUACCCAAUUUUGAAGAAGCCAAUCCUCCAUCACUGCAGGGGGCAGCCAGCAGUACAACAGGUCUUCUUCUACCCAUUUUUGAAACUGGCAUUCCUCCAUCGCAGCAGGGGACAGCAAGCAGUACACCAGGUUGGGUCAUCAUCCUUGGUUUCAUCGUCGGUGUUGCAAUGCUGGUCAUGUUGUUAGCCGCCAUCGCUACCAGAGACAAGUGGAAUGGACCUCGCAAGGUGUCCGAGGCCGAGACCAAGACUGACUCCACCGACCAGCAGAGGGGGCAAGAGAUGGAGACAUUCCUGCCCAAGGACAAGCCCAUGGAGAACGGGAAGUCAGAGUACACUGUCAUCCCUCUGGAGGAACUUCCGGAGAGUUACUCAUCACACUGACAAGCAAGAGAGAGAGAGAGAGAGGGAGAGAGGGAGAGAGAGAGAGACCCUCGGGGGGCUUGGGACUCAUCACCGAAACCACGCGACUGUUUUUGUAACAGACGGAUUUGACCAGAGGAACAAAAACUGUUGGAGCAGAGAAGCCCUUCCUGAGCAACCAGCCUGAUCUGGUUUUUCCUGCUGACUUUCGCCACACCCUGCCUUAGAAUCAACACUUUGGUUGAUUUUAUUUAUUUCAAUAUGAACUCUGGCAUUAAAUGUAACAAGCCAAAUCGGUCUGGGCUGAGAUGCACGAAUGCCCUUUAUUUCAAAAACGACUACAAAAAGUCGACGCUUCAUUUCCUUUUGUGUCCUUUUGUAAAUACUUGAUGACAACCGUUUUUAAAUCUGUGAUGAAAGACAAUGAUUGUUUUUGUCAGUGCCUUCUUUUUAUUGUAACUUAAAUCACUUUGUGUUAAUGUUAUUAAAGACUGUGAUGUGGAUUGUAA
This is a messenger RNA of Platichthys flesus (European flounder), 2189 nucleotides long. RefSeq names its product fibrous sheath CABYR-binding protein-like. NCBI's taxonomy places the organism in Eukaryota, Metazoa, Chordata, Actinopteri, Pleuronectiformes, Pleuronectidae. The record is from RefSeq and is a predicted model, not a curated record. The transcript has 7 exons. The coding region runs from base 82 to 1701 and encodes 539 amino acids.